Molecule: messenger RNA, 1353 nt
Organism: Dentiscutata erythropus
Lineage: Eukaryota; Fungi; Glomeromycota; Glomeromycetes; Diversisporales; Gigasporaceae
Source: the annotation of a GenBank genome assembly
AUGUCUCAAGACGAAAAUAAACUUCAGGCAUCUGAAUCUACAAAUGUAAUAGAGGAUUCAAAAGUUAAAGAUACACCUCAAUUAUCCCCCGAACCUGCAAAUGCCGUAGAAAAAGAGCAUGCAAAUGUGGUAGAAACAGUGAUCGCAAAUGCUGCAGAAAAAGAUCAUAAACCUCAGCUAUCUUCCGAAAAUAAUGUAGCAGUAGAGAUCUCUGAAACUAAUUAUGAUCAUAGAACACAAUACACCAUGAAUAAAACUCAAAUUUUCCUAGUUUUUAUUGGUCUCUCACUAGCUAUAUUUUUAGCGUCUUUGGAUCAAACUAUAAUUGCCACUGCUUUACCGGCUAUCGCAUUAGAAUUCAAAGCCCUCGAUCAAAUUUCAUGGGUCGGAACGGCUUAUUUACUUACUGCGAAACCUGUCUUCCUCUCAGCAAUAUUUUUAUUCGAACUUGGAUCCCUUUUAUGUGGUCUAUCCGUUAAUAUGCACGUGCUGUUGCAGGUUGGGGGUGGUCUCAUAGGUGAAAUAGUUCCAAUCAAAGACCGUGGAAAAUACCAAGGAAUGAUGGGUGGUUGUUUUGGUGUCGCAUCUGUUGUGGGUCCACUAUUGGGCGGUGCUUUUACUGACAAGGUUACAUGGAGGUGGUCAUUUUAUAUUAAUCUUCCUCUAGGUGUCAUCACCUUUAUCUCUGUUGUCUUUCUAUUGCAUCUUCCAAGUCCUACCAGCUCCAUUUGGUCAAAACUUGCGCGCAUUGAUUGGUGGGGUGUAAUAACUCUAAUUUCUGCUACCAUUCUCUUAUUAUUACCACUUAAUUGGGGUGGUUCAAAAUAUGCUACCACUUCAGGUUUAGAACUUCUCCCUCUCAUCUUGAGUAUAGUUAUUAUGGCUAUACUUUCAGGCCAACUAGUUUCAAGAACUGUCUUCUUUUCUUACGGUGCAAUUUGUGUUUUUGGAAGUAUUUUAAUGAUUGUAGGAUCUGGAUUAGUUAUUACAUUUUCAGAAUAUUCAAAUAGAGGUCAAAUAGCUGGUUACUUAUUAAUUGCCGGUUUUGGUAUUGGUUUAAUCCUACAAAUGACUGUAUUAGCUGGACAAGGAAUUGCAGAACCUAAGGAUCUUGCUGUAGUUACUUCAUUGUUAGCAUUUUUCAGAACCAUGGGCGCAGUUUUUGGUGUAGCUAUCCUAGGCACAGUUUUUAAUAAUGUGUAUAAUUCAAAUUUACCCCCAAAUCAAGGGUCUCUACAAGGAUUUGAUCCAUCUGCAACUGGCCAAGCUUCCCCAUCUGUAAUUCAUGAUUUUGUAAUAGCUUUAGAUUCUGCAUUUAAAAUAACAAACAAGAUGAGAGCUUACUAUCUCUAG